AUGGAAUCACCAGCUGUGAUAUUGGAAACGAAUAAACGUUAUUUCAUCGAAGACAAAUUUCUAACCGUAAACUGUUUCUACGAUCAAAAGAAAAUUAGACCAUGGCUUAAAGAUUGGAUUGGACUAUACCCGUGUGAUAAUGUAAAACUAUACGAACCGUUAAUAUUUGAAUAUGUUAUGGACCAUCCAAGGAUAGAUGGUAGUUGUUAUAAAAUCAAAUUUGUACCACAACUAUUCGCUAAAUCCAUCCAUUGUUCUGGUAAAUACCAGUUUGUGUACGUGGAUUCCUAUUUUAAGGUUAUUGCAACUAGUGAUCCAAUUCAAUUUGUGCAUAAGAAUGAUUGUAACUGUAACAAUUCUCUGUCUCAAUCAAAUUGUAUGGAUCACAUAAAAAUAGGACAGGAUAUUAAUUCAGUAGUUCAGCGUAUGAAGUGUCUUGAAACAAGAUUACUUGAGUUUGAAAAAGGUAAACAAGAAGCAAUAGAGCUUAAUGAACAGCUUGUAAAAAAAUUGAAAGCGUGUGAAAUGCUUAGAUCUAGAGGUGAACAAUUUAUUGAUGGCCUUUAUAAAGCACUUGAUCAAGGAAAACCAGUGAAGUUAACAAACUCUAAAGGACACACACGUUGGAUCAAGCGAAUGCGAACUACUGAAAUAAGAAACCAUGUAAUGUCUACCAAAAUAGUCAGAAAUGAAGUAUAUUUAACAGCAAUCAUAAAUUCUCAAGAACAAGAAAUACAGAGAUUACGUGCCAUUAACAAUGAGCUUAGUAAUACUAACACAUAUUUGAAGCAUUAUAAGCAGCCGGGUCACAUUAAUGAACCACAGAUUACUGAAACCAUUGAUGCAGAAGAUGUUCAACAGUUAAAAUCAUUGAGUAUUGAAUCAAUUCCUUCCGCAGUAGUCAAAUUUAUCGAUGACUCAGAGUUAAGUGAUGACUACUGCGAAUAA
Macrosiphum euphorbiae (potato aphid) is the source of this 948-nucleotide messenger RNA. The record is from the annotation of a GenBank genome assembly. Lineage: Eukaryota; Metazoa; Arthropoda; Insecta; Hemiptera; Aphididae.